Messenger RNA from Vespa crabro (European hornet), 1359 nucleotides. RefSeq lists its product as uncharacterized. NCBI's taxonomy places the organism in Eukaryota, Metazoa, Arthropoda, Insecta, Hymenoptera, Vespidae. The transcript has 4 exons. The coding region runs from base 1 to 1359 and encodes 452 amino acids. The record is from RefSeq and is a predicted model, not a curated record.
AUGCAAAUUUACACCUCUUACACUACCAAUCAGGGAAACAAACUGCUGUCAUCAAACCGGGCAGUUGGAGAUAGAAGUAACGAACUGUUACCUGAGGAAUUGCGCUUACACAUAUACGACUUCAACACUAAUAAAAAAUUGCUAAUCGACUCUGGAUCAGUGGUCUCCAUCAUUUCUGCUAAUUAUGGUCAUAAACAGUUGGAAAAAGAUCCACUCGCUUUAGGUGCUCAAGAAAUUGUUUCAUGCAUCCUAAAACAUGUUAAAAAUUUAAGAAGUGAAAGACACAUUAUACCUUACAGUGACAUGUGCGCCGGGCAAAAUAGAAACAUUAAAGUAGCUUUAAUGUGGUUAAAAAUUGUCCAAACUUUGGAAAAUAAUGUGGAAAUCAUAGAUCACAAAUUUUUAAUAUCAGGACAUUCGUUUUUACCAAAUGAUAGACAUUUUUGCUUGGUAGAAAUGUCAUUAAAAAAAAAUAAUUUACUGUUCGUUCCUCAAGAUCAGUACAAGAUUAUUAAAAAGUGUCGGAAAGAUAAUAACUUUAUCGUAAAUGAAAUGAGACAAGAAGAUUUUGUAUUAACAAAAUUAUUAGAAGAGGCAAUUUUUAAAAGGAGAUCACAAAAUCUUCAAGCGAACCAAACCUCACCAACAUUCAGUACGUUCAGUGUACCAAAGGAUCCAGUCAUAGCAUACGCCCGCAAGCUCGGGGGAGAAAAAGCGGAAGCCGCAAAAGUUCAACUCACGAAUAUGCUAGAAAAAGACAUAAUCAGAUCUUCAAUCCAUAUGUGUCUUAACGCAAGUUCAGAACAGGAAAUGUACCCACCAUCACUCAUAACAGAUUUUUUUCUACGACUAACGGGUAUCUGCAUUUAUACCAAGUUCGACCUGGAAAAAGCUUACUACCAAGUACCAAUGUAUUCCAACGACAUACAAAAAACAGCAAUUAUCACACCCUGGGGACUUCUAGAAUAUGUCGUCAUGCCUUUCGGACUCAAAAACGCUAUACAAACUUUUCAGAGAUUCAUAGAUGAAAUUUUUCAAGAUCUUGACUUCGUUUUUGUCUAUAUAGAUGACAUCCUCAUCAUGUCAAAAAACGAACAAGAACAUCAAGAACAUUUCCAAACAGUCUUUGAACUUUUGAUGACCUAUUCACUUAGCAUCAACAACAACAAAUGUGUUUUACGCCAAACAGAAGUCAAUUUUCUGGGUUAUAGUAUCAACUCUCAAGAUUAUGUAUUAUUCGACGAACGAGUAAACGCGAUACUCAACUACACAAAAACCGAAACUAUUGAAAAACUCAGACGCUUCCUCGGUAUGAUCAGCUAUUAUAAGAGAUGCAAAGCUCAAGCAGCACACAUUUAA